ACAAGCGCACCCGGUGCACCGACAGAAAUGGCCACCACGGAAGUGGAACGCCGGCGCGGCCAGCUGGCUGCUCUGUCCAUCGCGGUGGUGGUCGUGGUGGUGGGAGUCCCGCUGUGGUGGAGAACCACGGAGACGUACCGGGCCUGGCUGCCCGUCAGCCAGAUACUGGAACUGGCAAAACUGCAGCUUCACCUGAGUGCUGACGUGGAGGUGGUGUUUGCACGCGGCACCGUCACGCCUGAGCAGCAGAAGAAGUUCCCGCUGACGCAGACGCAGGACGAGGAACAUCCUGUGGAUGAGGAAACAGCUCUGAGAUACAGGUACGAAACCAGGUACCGCACGGCAACCGUCAUGGAGGAGGACGCGCUGAACAAGCCCACGGCUGCAGAGGCGGAUCUGUCUCUGCACACGCUCAGUGAGAGUCCAUGCGGCUCCCUGGUCGUGUACGUGAUCCCCGAGUCGUCCUCACUGCUGCCAGAGGACGUGAACGUGUACGUCGGGCAGCGUCGGACGGCGCUGCUGCGCGGCGAUGCCCAGAUGAGAGCGGGGAAGACGCUGGAGCAGCUGCUGGCUCAGGUGCAGCCGGGGAUCAAACGGGUGCUGCAGGUGAUGUCGUUCAACCACGCCGACAUCACGGCUGCGCUCAGCGACCGCGUCCGCUUCAACCCCGGCAGCAAGGAGAGCAUCGCCGACAGCAUGAGAGCCUUCAAAUCCAGCCCAGGAUAUGAGAUCACGUUCAGUCUGCUGAACCCCGACCCAAAGUCCCACCGGCUGCACUGGGACAUAGAGGGAGCCGUUCAGACCUUCAUCCAGCCGCUGCUUAAGAAACUGUCUCCGGUGUCCAACUUCAGCAUCGACUCCCAGACGCUGUACUACGCCAUGCUUGGCGUCAACCCGCGCUUCGACACCGGCCUCAGCGCCUUCACGCUCAACGCCGACAGCCUCGCACACGUGAUCAACCCGGUGGAGGCCCGGCUCGGGUCUAAUGCUGCUUCCUCCAACCCGGUGCUGAACUUUCUUCUGUACGUCCCGGACGCGCAUCAUUCCCCCCUUCUCAUCCAGGAUCACAAGAAACAGGAAACUCCCUCUAAUGCUUUUCACUCCCCACGAUGGGGGGGAAUUAUGGUUUAUAAUGUUGACAGUUUUUACGGGCCAGAGCCAGAGUUCCCCGUCGACAUCGACAUCAACAUGGCUAAAGUCAUGGGAGUCUUCCUCGCUCAACUACGGCUGCUGCUGGGUGUGCAGUCGUCUGCGCCCCCCCCUGGUUUCCUGAUCGCUCCCUGCAGCAGAACCGGCCUGGCGGACUGGGAGCUGGACCGGCUCAUGUGGAGCCGCAGCGUGGAAAACGUUGCCACGGCAACCACCACCAUCACGUCUCUGGCGCAGCUGUUGGACCAGAUCGGAAACAUCGUCAUCAACGACAACAUCGCCCAGCAGGUUUCCAGCGCUGUGACGUCUCUGCAGCUGGCGGUGGCUGAGCUGGAGGCCGGGAACCUGGGCUUCGCCCUGCAGUACAGUAAAGAGGCCAUCCUGGCCUCCGAGAAGGCUUUCUUUGACCCUUCACUCCUACAUCUACUCUACUUCCCCGACGACCAGAAGUUUGCCAUCUACAUUCCUCUCUUUCUGCCCAUGUGUGUGCCUAUCCUGCUGUCGCUGCUUAAAAUACUAUCUGAGUUGAGACAGAAGUACAAAGAAAAGCAGGCCAAGAAGGACUGAGAUGUUAUUAACAAAGAAACAUGGAAUCAAAUAACUGUUUUGUUUGUGGUUUUAAGCCAUGCAG
This is a messenger RNA of Cololabis saira (Pacific saury), 1780 nucleotides long. RefSeq names its product phosphatidylinositol glycan anchor biosynthesis, class S (gene pigs). The record is from RefSeq and is a predicted model, not a curated record. The coding region runs from base 28 to 1716 and encodes 562 amino acids. NCBI's taxonomy places the organism in Eukaryota, Metazoa, Chordata, Actinopteri, Beloniformes, Belonidae. Gene Ontology annotation, biological process: attachment of GPI anchor to protein. The transcript has 12 exons. Gene Ontology annotation, cellular component: GPI-anchor transamidase complex.